Thermothielavioides terrestris NRRL 8126 is the source of this 1594-nucleotide messenger RNA. RefSeq lists its product as uncharacterized. The coding region runs from base 343 to 1491 and encodes 382 amino acids. NCBI's taxonomy places the organism in Eukaryota, Fungi, Ascomycota, Sordariomycetes, Sordariales, Chaetomiaceae. The record is from RefSeq and is a predicted model, not a curated record. The transcript has 3 exons.
GCCACUUCCCCGCCGUCAUCUCAGUCCCUUCCUUCCGCUGGCAGCAUUGGCCCUGAGUUCAAGAGAAGGGCUGAGGGCUUCUCCUCUUCUCUUCUUGUUUCGCUGAUGUGUUUUCUUGUUGUCUUCCUUCCCGCCUAAACCUAAGGACCCCCUUUCGUCUUUGUCACUCCUCAGGGGAGAUAAGCGCAAGAUCAGCCCCGCGGUUCCAAGACCGUGGAGACUCCGUUUCCACUUUACGCGGUCGCGGCCGAGACGCCCAUACCCCUUUACCCGUUCCGAUUUUUGCGUGCAUCUCUAUAGCACAGCGUCUUCCGUCCCUGUCCGAGAGCAGUCCGCGAACCAAUGGCCGUCACGCGUGCCCCUGCGAGUUCCGAUGAGGACGGCGACGAGCAUCAGUCCCAAGAACCGCAAGAACCUCAGCAGCCCCCGCCAGCCCACCCUCCUCAUGCGCUGCAUCAGCACUCGCUUUCUGAUGCCUCGACGGUGACCAUAGAUGUUGGGUCGUGGGCCUCAAAUGUGCUCGGUUCAAUGAACGUUGCGCCCGCUGCCCGCGGCACCGGAAACGUGAUUGCCAUCCCUCUCGACGGCGACCGCAACGGGUCCGGAUACCCGGACAACGGCGCUGACAGGCACGUGAGACUGCGCCGUGUCGCGUUCAGCCGCAGCGCAGAUGAUGCUUACGGCGCUAGCAUCGCGCCGCCGCGCCAGCCGCCCUCCCGACGAGACAGCUUGAGGAGGCGUGAUGCGCUGCUCAAGGGCAAGGAGGGCACUCGGCAGCGGCGACGCUAUGAGAACGAUCGCCUCAUGCACGUCCCCAACGUGCAGCCGCCGUCACCAUCCGACUGGCAGAUCAGCCCGACCUACCCCGUCCUGGAGCCCGUUCAGUACCAGCUCGCGCACCACUGGGAUAGGGGCCUGCGCGAGCGCGUCGAGGCGGAGCAUCAACGUCGAAUUCAGACGCCCGACCCUGGGGCCCACGUCGUGCGGGCCCUGCGCGCGGCCGCUAAGCGCGUCCCCGCGCUCAGGACAUGGUUGCGGAUGCUGGAGGAGCCCGUGCGGCGGUUUGUGGUCGAGUGCGGGCUGGCUGCGGCGGCCGCCUGCCCGACGGAAGACGCCGCCAAAGCGGAUGGAGAUCCUUGCGGUGACAGCAGCGAUGAGACGGGCACCGAGGACGACGAGAUCGUCUCUGUGGCCCGCAAUGGGCGCAUGAGGGACGGCAAGCCACGGAAGGAAGCGCAGAGGCAAGUGGCGGGGCAAGACCAAGAGAUGGGCAUGGUGCUCGAGGAGAUGGACGAUGGAGCCGGUGGGGCGUUUAAGCGAUGGCUCACGCACUCCAUCUCGGACUACUACGGCCUCGACUCCAAGUCGGUCAUGGUUGGCACUCCUGCCAGGCGCGUCAUCUACGUCGGGGUCAAGCAGAAGCAGUCAGGCCCGCGGCACAAGCCGGGCACGCUGCCUCCGCUGCCGCCGGCCCUGUGGGAGAUGUUUUGAUGCUUGAAGCAAACCUUGGAUACGAGAGGAGACACACAAACUCUGCACACUUUCCUGCAGUACCUAGAUUACAGCAUGUUAGAGCGCAUCCUUUGUCCAUUCA